AUGGACUAUAAUAGGAUGAACUCCUUCUUAGAGUACCCACUCUGUAACCGGGGACCCAGCGCCUACGGUGCCCAUAGCGCCCCAACUUCCUUGCCCCCCAGCUCCAGCCAGGCGGUUGACAGCUACGCAGGCGAGGGUCGCUAUGGUGGGGGGCUGCCCAGCCAGGCCCUCCAGCAGAACUCGGGGUACCCCAGCCAGCAGCUGCCUUCAGCGCUGGGGGUGCCCUUCCCCAGCUCCGCGCCCUCGGGGUACGCCCCAGCCGCCUGCAGCCCCAGCUUUGGGCCUGCUCAGUACUACCCUCUGGGGGCAUCGGAAGGAGAUGGAGGCUACUUUCACCCCUCAAGCUACGGGGCCCAGCUGGCGGGCUUGCCCGACGGCUACGGAGCCGGCGCGGCGGGCCAGGGGCCCUACCCUGGGCCGCAGCCCCCGUACGCCAGCGAGCAGGCAGCCAGCUUCGCACCGGCCUACGCGGAGCUCCUCUCCGAGGACAAGGACGCGCCCUGCCCGUCGGAACCCAGCACCCCCACGGCCCGCACCUUCGACUGGAUGAAGGUGAAGAGGAACCCGCCCAAGACAGCCAAGGUGUCCGAGCUGGGCCCGGGCGCCCCCGGCGGGGUCCGAACCAACUUCAGCACGCGGCAGCUGACCGAGCUGGAGAAGGAGUUCCACUUCAACAAGUACCUGAGCCGCGCGCGGAGGGUGGAGAUCGCCGCCACCCUGGAGCUCAACGAGACGCAGGUCAAGAUUUGGUUCCAGAACCGGCGCAUGAAGCAGAAGAAGCGCGAGCGCCAGGGAGGCGGCGUGGCGCCCGUCCCCGCAGGCUGCCCCAAGGAGGCGGCUGGAGACGCCUCGGACCAGUCCGCGUGCACCUCCCCGGAAGCCUCGCCCAGCUCCGUCACCUCCUGAACCCCAACCCCAGCGCGGGAGCCCUCUCCUGGGCACCCCAGCCUCACUGCCCUGGGGACCCCGGCCAAGGAUGGGGC
Messenger RNA from Chinchilla lanigera (long-tailed chinchilla), 983 nucleotides. RefSeq names its product homeobox B1 (gene Hoxb1). Gene Ontology annotation, molecular function: DNA-binding transcription factor activity, RNA polymerase II-specific; RNA polymerase II cis-regulatory region sequence-specific DNA binding. The transcript has 2 exons. Bases 1 to 906 code for a protein of 301 amino acids. The record is from RefSeq and is a predicted model, not a curated record. Gene Ontology annotation, cellular component: nucleus. Lineage: Eukaryota; Metazoa; Chordata; Mammalia; Rodentia; Chinchillidae. Gene Ontology annotation, biological process: regulation of transcription by RNA polymerase II.